CAAGCCGGAACUGACAAUCAGUCAGACAGGUUCAUCCGGGCUGCACACACCAUUCCUGGUUUGUGCUCUGUGUUGACCGCGCAAGAAAUAAGGCAUGUCUUGGAAAACAGAAGAAGACAACGAGGUGCUGCUGGCGGAUAUCAACUUUAUCCUGGAGAGGUGCAACGAGGUGUACAAUCUGCUGCCCAGGGCCAAGUCGCACAAGGCUCACUUCCAGGAGGUCUACGAACAUGUGCGUGUUUUGGAGGAGAUGGCGCUGAGCGUCAAGCAGCGGCCCGAGAGCGCCUCGCCUGACGUCAGGAUCGCCCUGGUGGACGCGGCACGCUCUCUUGCAACUGCCGCCGACUUCAUGGGCAAAGUUUCCCGAGCCAGCGCCGUGGUCGGCUUCCUCAAGUCGGGCUCCAACGAGUCCAAGUUCCAGGAAGUCAGCCGGAGGCUCGGCGAGAAUGUGCGGCAGCUGUCCGAGGCGCUGCACAUCGGCCGCGGCGGCAGCCAGAAGGCCGUCGAUGCCGAGUACGUGCCGGCCGCACGCGGCAAGGGUGCGGAUGGCGGGUGGGCCGAGAUGCCUUUGGCCGUGCCGCACGUCCCCACGUCGUUGCCUCCCGCUGUGCCCUUCUUCCACAAUGCCAUGGCAUACUAUCCCCCUGUGAUUGCCCAACCAGCCGUGCUCUACCAGCCCCCCACCCUACUGGCAACCUCCACCACCAUCAGCUACAACCGUGCCCCCUCUGCCUCCGCCCUCAACCUGGCCCAGCAAUACGCAGCCGUGCCAACGCCGCCGUGGGCAUGCAGCCAUGUGCCAAAUAGUUCGUUACCAACGCUUAUUAAUUUCAAUAUGUCCCGCACCACCUUUAAUGUGCUGCGUUGAGGUGCAGGGAGGACCAGGAUUCUUAGAAAGGUUUCCAAGGACCUGAUCAUCAUCGAAUUUAUUGUAUCGCCAAGCUAUUUGGCGGCGCACACUCGAGUCGCACGCUGGGUUGUCGCGUCAUCCAAGACCGUGUCACCUUUCCCCCACGCUCCCUUUCAUCAUGGCAUUUUUCAAGUUUUUUUUUUUUUUUUUUAACUAAGUUUUUGCGCAUCUUUUCAAUGGACCAGACAGCUGGCGUUUCUUUGCAAAGGUGCUCUCCAUUUGUUGACGCAGACGUUCAAGUUGUUCGCAGGACUGUUAGGUCAAAAAUACUUUUUGUGUGCUUGUUAUGAUGAAUUUUGUGGACACAACGUAGUAUUUCAAGGCCACAAACUAGAUGCUGUUUUGUUUUUGGACGCACAUACGUUUUCUCAACGCAAUUUAAAAAAGCAUAUAAUGUCUGUGGUAUAAAUUAAGAUUUAUUUUUAUUAGGUUUUUUUUUUGAGAAAUAAA
Messenger RNA from Hippocampus comes (tiger tail seahorse), 1360 nucleotides. RefSeq lists its product as uncharacterized. Lineage: Eukaryota; Metazoa; Chordata; Actinopteri; Syngnathiformes; Syngnathidae. The coding region runs from base 95 to 868 and encodes 257 amino acids. The record is from RefSeq and is a predicted model, not a curated record. The transcript is spliced from 3 exons. Gene Ontology annotation, biological process: cell surface receptor signaling pathway.